Molecule: messenger RNA, 1602 nt
Organism: Oldenlandia corymbosa var. corymbosa
Lineage: Eukaryota; Viridiplantae; Streptophyta; Magnoliopsida; Gentianales; Rubiaceae
Source: the annotation of a GenBank genome assembly
AUGCAGCUGCAUAUUUCUCCAAGCCUGCGGCAUGUAACGGUGUUGCCGUCAAAAGGGUUGAAAGAGUUCAUCAAAGUUAAAGUGGGAUCGAGAAGAUUCUCAUACAGGAUGGUGUUUUAUUCACUUCUCUUCUUCACAUUCCUCCUCCGUUUCAUCUUCGUCCUAACCGCCGUCGAUCACAUUGAUGGAGAAACCAAGUGUUCAACUAUUGGUUGCUUAGGGAAAAAGUUAGGGCCAAGAAUACUAGGAAGAAGAAUUGAAGCAAAUGUCCCAGAAGUGAUUUAUCAAGUACUGGAGGAACCUGUAAACCCAGAUGACCGACAAACAGGUGUUGAAAUCCCUCAAACUCUGGAAGAUUUUGUAGCAGAAUUGAGAGAUAGCAGGCCAGAUGCCAAGGAAUUUGCUCAGAAGCUUAAGGCUAUGGUCACUCUCCUUGAACAAAGAACAAGAAAUGCCAAGGUUCAAGAAUACCUCUAUCGCCAUGUAGCGUCAAGUAGCAUUCCAAAGCAGCUGUAUUGUCUUGCUCUGAGAUUGGCCAAUGAGCAUUCAACCAAUGCAGAUGCUCGACUCCAGCUUCCAUCAGCAGAACUUGUCCCUGCCCUGGUCGAUAACUCAUAUUUCCAUUUUGUGCUCGCCUCUGACAAUGUUCUUGCGGCCUCAGUUGUGGCAGCAUCACUGGUGCAAAACUCGUUGCAUCCUGACAGAGUUGUCCUCCAUAUAAUCACAGAUAGAAAAACCUAUUCUCCAAUGCAAGCAUGGUUCUCAUUGCAUCCUUUGGCACCAGCAAUUAUUGAAGUUAAAGGAUUGCACCAUUUUGAUUGGUUGACAAAGGGCAAAGUCCCAGUGCUGGAAGCAAUGGAAAAAGACCAAAAGGUGCGAUCACAGUAUAGGGGAGGGUCGUCAGCUAUUGUGGCUAAUAACACUGAGAAGCCUUAUGUUAUUGCUGCCAAAUUGCAAGCACUCAGUCCCAAGUACAAUUCACCAAUGAAUCACAUUAGGAUUCACUUGCCUGAGCUAUUUCCCAGCCUCAACAAGAUAGUCUUCCUUGAUGAUGACAUAGUGAUUCAAACAGAUCUUUCACCUCUAUGGGACAUUGACAUGAAAGGGAAAGUGAAUGGAGCAGUAGAAACUUGCCAAGGAGACGAUAAAUUCGUCAUGUCAAAACGAUUCAAGAGCUAUUUGAACUUUUCCCAUCCACUGAUCGCAAAAAGUUUUGAUCCUAACGAAUGUGCAUGGGCCUAUGGCAUGAACAUUUUUGAUCUGGAAGCUUGGAGGAAGACCAACAUAAGUCAGACAUACCAUCACUGGCUCGAUGAGAACUUGAAAUCAGACUUGAGUUUGUGGCAACUAGGUACAUUACCUCCAGGUCUAAUAGCAUUCCAUGGCCAUGUCCAUGUUAUUGAUCCCUUCUGGCACAUGCUAGGACUUGGUUACCAAGAAAAUACAACCAUUGCCACUGCUGAAAGUGCUGGUGUCAUUCACUUCAAUGGCAGAGCAAAGCCUUGGCUAGACAUUGCAUUUCCUCAACUUCGGCCACUAUGGACCAAGUAUGUGGACUUCUCCGAUAAAUUUAUCAAGGUCUGCAAUAUCAGAGCGUCUUAG